GGAAGAUGAACUUCUGUGAAACUUUUCCCUGACAUUCAGCUGAGCCGCGCGAGGACACGGCGGAGAGGGCACCGCGCGCACAUCAGAGUCGACAGGACGACAUGAAGCGACUGGUGUUUAUCACCGCUUUGCUAUGGCAAUGCUGCCACGGCCAGCAGAGAGGACUGUUCCCAGCAGUACUGAAUUUGGCAACUAUGGCAGAUAUAACAGCUAACGCUACCUGUGGUUCAGCGGGACCAGAGAUGUUCUGUAAGCUGGUUGAACAUGUGCCAGGUCAGCCAGUGAGAAACCCACAGUGUCGAACCUGUGACCAAAGGAGUCCGAAACCAUUUGAGCUUCACCCCAUAGAAUACGCAAUAGAUGGAACCAACCAUUGGUGGCAAAGCCCAUCCAUCAAGAAUGGAAUGGAGUACCACUAUGUGACGAUCACACUGGACUUAAAACAGGUUUUCCAGAUUGCUUAUGUCAUCAUAAAGGCAGCCAAUUCACCUCGCCCAGGUAAUUGGAUCUUGGAGCGUUCAAUAGAUGGUGUGACUUUUGAACCCUGGCAAUACUAUGCUAUAACAGACACUGAGUGCCUGACAAGGUUCAAUAUAAAUCCAAGGACGGGACCUCCAUCCUACACCAGAGAUGAUGAAGUUAUUUGCACAUCCUUUUACUCAAAGAUUCACCCGCUGGAGAAUGGAGAGAUCCAUACGUCUCUCAUCAAUGGUCGACCGAGUGCCGAUGACCCGUCCCCGACCCUGCUGAACUUCACCUCUGCCCGCUACAUCAGGCUAGUGUUGCAGCGAAUCAGAACACUGAAUGCUGACCUCAUGACUCUGACACUCCACGACCCCAAAGAUAUUGAUCCCAUUGUGACAAGACGGUACUACUAUUCCAUUAAGGACAUCUCAGUUGGAGGGAUGUGUAUCUGUUAUGGCCAUGCCAAAGCCUGUCCACUCAACACUGUUACCAAGAAGUUCAGCUGUGAAUGUGAACACAACACAUGUGGGGAGAGCUGUGAUCAUUGUUGCCCAGGUUACCACCAGCAGCCCUGGAUGGCAGGAACCUUCCUCACUCGACAUGUCUGCGAGAAGUGUAACUGCCAUGGUAAGGCAGAGGAGUGCUACUUUAAUCAGACUGUGGCAGAUCUUUCACUCAGCCUGGACACUCACGGUCAGUACAGAGGGGGCGGCGUCUGUAUAGGCUGCCGUGACAACACAGCUGGCAUCAACUGUCAGAGCUGUGUUUCUGGGUACUACAGAUCCACCGAGGUGAGUGCUGAGGAGCAGGAGCCCUGUACCCCCUGCUCAUGUGACCCACAUGGUUCUGUCAGCCAAACAUGUGUUGCAGAUUCCAGCCAAGCUACGCCCAGCCAGCCAGCAGGGUCAUGCUGGUGUAAGGAGGGUUUCGGGGGUCUGCGAUGUGACAGGUGUGCUGUCGGUUAUAUGGGCUAUCCGUCCUGUCAGCGCUGUAACUGCAGCCUGGAAGGAAGCACCAAUGCUGACCCAUGUAUAACACCCUGCGUGUGCAAGGAAAAUACUGAGGGAGAGAAUUGUGACCGUUGUAAACUUGGAUUCUACAAUCUACAAGGCGACAACCGACGUGGCUGUGAGAAGUGCUCCUGUAUGGGCCUUGCUAGUCAGUGCUCUGCCUCCACGUGGACCUAUCAGAAUGAGAGCACCCUGACAGGCUGGCACCUGGUUGGAGACACAGGAGGGAGGGUGUGGUCUGUUCACAGACAGACGCCUCCAUACCUGAGCGUCCGACAUUCAGAUGUUGUGAAUGACCUUGGCUCUGCCUACUACUGGAACGCACCUGGACAGUACCUGGGAAACAAGCUUGCAGCCUACGGAGGGAGUGUGGUGUUCACUGUGUCGUAUACUACAGAUCAGCAAGAGCAAAUGGCCAUUAGAGUCACCUCAGAACCUGAUCUAAUCAUAGAGGGAGGCGGGAUCAAGAUUAUUGACAAAAGGUUUGGCCAACCGGUGUACCCUUCCUCACCCAGCACCAAUCACAUCGUUCUUCUACCAGAGAACUUCCUGGUUGCAGAGACAGCGCAGCCAAUUAGUCGGAGAGAUUUCUUGUCUGUGUUGGCCAAUGUGACCAGAAUGACAGUCCGGGCCUCUUACAGCACAGAAACCAGUGCUGUUUACAGACUCCACUUAUUCUCAAUGCAGGUAGCAAAUCCCUCUGCCACAGGAGAGAGGAGAGCAUCAGCUGUAGAAAUGUGUUCUUGUCCUCCUGGAUAUGCUGGAACUUCCUGUGAGGCCUGUAUUCCAGGUUUCCGGCGAGUUAAUGGGAAUCUUUAUAAUGGUGUGUGUGAACCUUGUCGUUGCCAUGGACACACCACACAAUGCCACGAAGUCACAGGACAUUGCCUGGACUGUAUCCACAACACAGCUGGCCCCCACUGUGACACCUGUCUACCUGGUUACUAUGGCAAUGCCACCCAUGGGUCACCUGAAGACUGUCAGCCCUGUGCCUGCCCACUCAGUCUUCCUAGCAACAACUUCAGUCCCACCUGCCACUUAGGUGAAGGAGGAGAGCUGCUGUGCGACCGCUGUCAGUCCGGCUACACAGGACCUCGUUGUGACAGAUGUUCCAAUGGAUACUACGGCCAGCCCACUGUACCAGGGGGUUCCUGCCAGCCCUGCGAUUGCCAUGACAACCUGGACCUAUCCGUACCUGGCAGCUGCGAUCCAAUCACAGGCCAGUGUCUGCGGUGUCGCCAGGGUUAUGGUGGCCUGGCUUGCAACAGCUGUGCUGAAGGUUACUACGGCGAUGCCAUCACAGCAAAGAACUGCCAACCCUGCCAGUGCCAUACCAAUGGCUCUGUAUCUGAGGUGUGUAACAAGGAGACUGGGCAAUGUCAGUGCAGAGAAAAUGUGGUUGGACGACAGUGUGACGAGUGCAUGCCUCAGACUCAUGGCGUCACUACAGGCGGAGUGUGUGUCCCAUGUCAUUGCAACUCUUUUGGUUCCAAAUCCUUUGACUGUGAUGAAACCGGUCAGUGUCGGUGUCAGCCGGGAGUGACCGGGCCCAAAUGUGACCGCUGCUCACGAGGAUUCUUCAAUUUCCAGGAGGGUGGCUGCACACCCUGUCAGUGCAACCAUGUGGGGAACAACUGUGAUGCUAACACUGGACAGUGUAUCUGUCCCCCAAACACUAUUGGUGAGAGGUGCGACCGCUGUGCUCCCAACCACUGGGGCCAUGACAUCAUAACUGGAUGCAAGGAGUGUGGUUGCAGUGUGAUCGGCUCGGUGACCCAGCAAUGCAACGUGAAUACAGGCUGCUGCUUCUGUCGUGACUCCUUCAGAGGAGAAAAAUGCAAUGAAUGUCAGAUUGGAUACAGAGACUUCCCUCAGUGCACCCAGUGCAAGUGCAACAUCUCAGGAUCGGACAGCCAGACCUGUGACCUGGAGAGAGGAGUGUGUGGCUGUGCUGACCGAACAGGAAAAUGUAGCUGCAAGGUAAAUGUGGAGGGAGACAACUGUGAUCGCUGUAAACCAGGCAUGUUUGGGUUAUCUGUACAAAAUCCACUCGGCUGCAGCAAGUGUUACUGUUAUGGACUGACAUCCUCUUGCUCAGAGGCACAAGGACUUAUCAGGAUGUGGUUAACACUGAAGCCAGAGCAGACGGUGCUUCCCCUGGUGGAUAAAUCCAGCGCUGUGGAAACCAGGAGAGGAGUUAGCUUCCAGCACCCUGAGAUCCUGGCCCAUGCAGAGCUUGUCACCUCGGCUCUCCCUGAGCCGUACUACUGGAAACUGCCAGAGCAGUUCAGAGGCUCCAUGAUCACAGCAUAUGGUGGGCAGUUGAAAUAUGCAGUGUACUAUGAGUCCAGAGAUGAAACUGGUCCUUCCUCCUACGAGCCUCAGGUCAUUGUUAAGGGGGGUCCUAACCACAACAUCGUGAUGACACGCCACAUACCAGGACUCCAGAUUGGUCAGCUCACCCGCCAUGAGAUUGACAUGACAGAGCAUGAGUGGAAGCAUGCAGAUGGCCGGUCGAUGACUCGAGAGGACUUCAUGGAUGUUUUGUUCUAUGUGGAUUACAUCUUAAUUAAGGCCUCACACGGCAACUUGAUGAGACACAGCCGUAUUUCAGAAAUCAGUCUAACAGUGGCUGAGGAAGGCAGACCAACCAAAGAAAGUGAGAAAGCCCAUCAGAUAGAAAAAUGUGACUGUCCUGCUGGAUACUCUGGACUGUCUUGUGAGGAGUGUGCUGCAGGUUUUUACCGUCUUCGCACCGGUUCCCUGACAUCUGUUCCAGCAUCCAGAGUGCCCACCGCUGCCGGCAUGGGCAGCUGUGUUCAGUGCCAGUGCAGUGGGCACUCUUCCACUUGUGACCCUGACACAUCCAUAUGCCAGAACUGUCAAGAUAACACAGAGGGUGAUCGAUGUGAACGCUGUGCUCCUGGUUUCUACGGUGUGGUCCGAGGUUCUCCUGAUGACUGUAAACCCUGUGCCUGCCCCCUGAGCAAUCCUGAGAAUAAUUUCAGUCCGACCUGCGUAGCAGAGGGGUUUGAUGACUACCGUUGUACCGCUUGUCCUGAGGGAUAUGAGGGCAAAUACUGUGAGAGAUGUGCCACUGGUUACCAUGGUAACCCAAGGAAGCCAGGCGGCCGCUGUGAGGAAUGUAAGUGUUCCCUGUGGGGAGCGCUGCCCGGACCAUGUGACCCUGUCACGGGACAGUGCCGUUGCAGGGUUGGGACAUCAGGGCUGUCUUGUGACCAGUGCAUGGAAAGGCAUGUGUGUGGACCAUCUGGGAUCAUCUCCUGUGAUGAUGAGUGCUCGGGUUUGUUGAUCAGUGAUAUGGACCGCCUGUAUCGGAUUAUCACUGAUGUCACUCUGACCACGCCCCUCCCACCACCUUAUAAGGUGUUAUACCGCUUUGAGAACAUGACAGAGGAACUCAAGCACAUGCUGUCGCCUCAAAAAGCUCCAGAGAGAUUACUGCAACUGGCUGAUUCCAACCUAGGAUCACUGGUUGUCGAGAUGGACCAACUACACAGCAGGGCCACUAAGGUGUCUGCUGAUGGAGAACAGGUUGAGGAUGAUGCUGACAGGAUUCAUAAACGAGCUGAGGACCUGGAGCAGUUCAUCAGGGAUACACUGCUGGGAGCUAAAGACCUCCAAUCUAAGGCUGCCGAGCUGAACCAGACGCUCUCACGGAGAGAUGGAACUCCAGACAAAAGCCUGAGCGAGAUGAAGGAGGAGAUCCAGGCCAUGCUAACUGAGAUGAGAAAACGACAGCUGGGAGGGAAGAAAGGCAUUGCAGAGGAGGAGAAGGAUCUAGCAGAGGAGCUCUAUCAGAAAGUCAAAAGAAUGUUUGGUGACCCCUAUCAAGCCACAGAAGACCUAAAAGCAGAGAUAAAAGAGAAGCUCUCAGACCAUGAGAAAAAGCUCCAAGAGGCCCAGGAUCUGCUCAACUCUGCUCAGGGACAGACGAGGCAGGCUGGCUCACUGGCUGAACAAAACCAAGCUAACCUUACAGCACUGGAGAGGAAGCGGUCUGCAGUCAGUGGGGUGAAGGAAGAAGCACAGAAAGUACUUGGAGAAGGAGAGCGCCUACUGGAGGAAGCAAACCAACUUUCUGAUAACAUCAACAAGGAGUUAGAGGACUUGGAGGAGAUGGAGAGAGAGCUCGGUCCUCUUCAUAACCAACUAGAUGAUAAAGUCACACAUCUCACCAAUGGUCUGAGUGAUGGCAGCCUGGCUAAUCAUGUGCACGAUGCAGAGGAGCAUGCCAAACAGCUGAACGAAUCUGCAGCCAUUUUAGAUGGCAUUUUGGCUGAAGCUAAAAACCUCUCCUUCAAUGCAACAGCUGCUUUCAAUGCCUACAGUAACAUUAAAGCAAAUGUUGAUGCAGCAGAGAAAGAGGCAAAGGCAGCCAAACAGACAGCAAGCGAGGCACUGGCACUGGCUUUAGGUCCAAACGUUCCAGUAAAGGAAGCAGCUCAAGGUGCUCUUCGGAAGAGUCAUAUGCUACUAAACGAGGCUCGACAACUUCAAAAUGAUGUUAAAGAGAAUGCAGAUAGUGUGGCCGGGCUGAAGGGCAGAGUUAAAGCAGCGAGAGACAAAAGCAAAGACCUGCUCAAAGCUGUCAACGGAACCAUGGCAACACUCAGCGCCAUCCCCAACGAUACAGCAGCUAAGCUUGCAGCUACAAAGGCUGUAGCAGCUGAUGCUAAUGCCACAGCCACAGACGUCCUAGAGCGCCUUGGAGAUUUGAACCUGCGACUUGAUGGCCUUCAGCGCAACUACAGUGAGCUGGAGGACACUGUCAAUGCUGCCAAUCAGAUGAUCCAGGACCCGGAAAAAAACAUCCACGCUGCAGGAGCUAAAGUGAAGGAUUUAGAGGAUGAGGCUGACAGGCUGUUGGAGAAGCUGCAGCCUAUCAUAAAACUGCAGGAUAAUUUGAGGCGCAACAUUUCACAAAUCAAGGAACUGAUCAAUCAGGCCAGGAAACAAGCUAAUUCAAUCAAAGUAUCAGUGUCAUCAGGUGGUGAAUGUCUUCGUAGUUACCGCCCUGAUAUCAGAAAAGGGAGGUAUAAUACCAUCAUCCUUCAUGUUAAAACCACAGUACCUGACAACCUGCUAUUCUACCUGGGAUCAGCCAAAUAUGUUGAUUUCUUGGCUUUGGAGAUGCGUAAGGGGAAAGUGAAUUUCCUUUGGGAUGUGGGCUCAGGUGUGGGGAGGGUUGAAUAUCCUCAUCACACCAUCCAUGAUGGGAACUGGCACAGGAUAGAGGCGUCUCGCAAUGGGUUGAAUGGUACCAUAUCAGUGUAUCCUCUGGAAGGCUCUAUGGCUGGUAUGAUGCCGACACCAGCCAGUGCCAACUCGCCCACGGCGUAUACCAUCCUGGACGUUGACCAGAACGCCUACCUGUUUGUAGGAGGAAUAUUCACCACUGUGAAGAAAGCAGAUGCAGUAAGAGCAACAACAUUCACAGGCUGUAUAGGAGAGACUUUCUUGGAUGGUAAACCUAUUGGAUUGUGGAACUACAGGGACAGACAAGGAGACUGUAAAGGUUGUGUUGUCAGUCCCCAGCGUUCAGAUGGUGAGGGGACAGUCCAGCUGGAUGGUGAAGGCUACGCGGCAGUAGGACGGCCCACGAGGUGGAAUCCAAAUGUUUCCACCAUCACCUUCAAGUUCCGUACUUUCUCCUCUGAUGCACUGCUCAUGUAUCUGGCUACUGAAGACAUGAAAGACUUCAUGUCCCUGGAGUUGUCAGAGGGUAAGGUGAAGGUGAGCUUUGACCUCGGCUCAGGAGCUGGCAGUGUCAUAUCACCUAACCGCCACAAUGAUGGACGCUGGAAAUCUCUCACCGUGUCAAGAAACAAGAAACAAGCCACGGUGACAAUUGUAGACAUCGACAGCAGUGCUGAGGAAAAGAUUGUGGCCACAUCUCAGGGUUCAGCUACUGGUCUGAACCUGAAGGAAAACCAAAAAAUUUAUUUUGGAGGGCUGCCAACGAUUGGAAACUACAGGUCAGAGGUCACGCUGAAGAGAUAUGCUGGCUGUCUUCGUGAUAUUGAAAUUUCCAGAACUCCGUACAAUCUCCUGAGCAGCUCAGAUUACACCGGAGUCACAAAAGGUUGUUAUGUAGAGAAUCUGUACACGGUCAGUUUUUCUAAGCCAGGAUACAUGGAACUGGGAGGCCUUUCAUUGGAUGUUGGCACUGAGAUCAGCUUGUCCUUCAGCACCCUAGCAGACACUGGGACCAUACUUUUGGCAGUAGGUGGAGCUUCACCCAUCAGCCAGCAGGCCCACAGCACAAACAUGUUCAGCUCCAAGAGGAGACGAAGACAGUCAGGAGAGCCGUACCUCUCAGUCAUGCUGAACAAAGGCUCUCUGGAGGUCUUGGUGUUUACUGGCAGCCACAGUCCACGUCGUGUCAUCAGACGACCUGAUCAAGGCACACUGAAUGAUGGUAGAGAGCACUCAUUGCGCAUAGAGAGGCUGCCUGGCAGAUUCUUUGCAGUUCAGGUGGAUGAGGAGGCCAAGAGAGAGGCAGCACUUCCCAAUGACCAGCCAAUGAGCUUGCAGCGUGUCUUCCUCGGUGGUAUUCCUGCAGAAGUGGAGCAGACAUCCAACAGAGUCAAUGUCCCAUUUGAGGGAUGUAUAUGGAACCUCAUGGUCAAUGCAAUUCUAUCAGAUUUCUCCCAGCCUGUUUCCUUUGAGAACGCUGAAAUCGGCCGGUGCCCAUACCUAGCUCCACCACCACCACCUCUUCUACCAGAAGAGGAGGAGCCUGAGAGGGACAAAGAGGAUUUAAAGCCUCCACUGACUGCAGCUCCCAUCACACCACCUCCAGGUCCUCCUGCUGAGACCACACAGGCUGCCCCACCCGCUGUCACACCUACCGCACCCGCUGCUGUAGCACCACCCACUGCUAAGCAGGAUCCCAGUGCAGACUUGGAUUCAUGUGCUUCAGCUGUGGCCCCGACAGCGCUGGAAAAGGCAUAUCAGUUUGGACUGACUCGGAACAGCCACAUGAGCUUUGCCUUUGAUGACACUAAAGUCAGAGAGAGGCUAAUACUGGAGUUUGAUCUGAGGACAAAAGAAGAGUCUGGUCUUGUUCUCUACAUGGCAAGAAUCAACCACGCUGACUUUGUUUCCAUACAGAUCAAGGAUGGACAGGUUUGUCUGGGUUAUGACCUUGGUCAUGGAAACAUAUCCGGCUGUGUUCCCUUCUCCAUCAAUGAUGGUAACUGGCACAAGAUUCGUGUGACUCGCAACAAGCAGAGAGGUCUGCUCAUGGUUGAUGGGCGAUACAGUAAACAGAUGAUCAGUCCAAAGAAGGCUGACCUGUUAGAUGUGGUGGGAACACUGUAUGUUGGUGGAUUACCUCAAAACUAUACCAGCAAAAGAAUCGGACCGAUUCUCUACAGUAUCAAUGGAUGCAUUCGUAACUUUAAGAUGGUUGGAGGUCCUGUAAGCGCGAAGGCAGCCGCUCCAGGUCGCUCUGAGGCUGUCUUUGAGGACUUUAAACUGAACAUGGCCACACCCACCUCCAGUCAUGUAGUUGGAAGGUGUUUUGUUGCUACUGAGGCAGGAACCUAUUUUGAUGGCACCGGUUACCUUAAAGCAGUCUCCUCCUACAGGGUGGGCCUAGAUGUGUCAGUCGCAUUAGAGUUUCGAACCAGCAGAACCAAUGGCGUGCUUUUGGCCAUCAGUAACCAAGCCAAUGAUGGAUUUGGUCUCGAGAUUGUCCAGGGCAAGUUACUCUUCCAUGUUGAUAACGGGGCCGGACGAAUCACAGCAGAGCACAUGCCAGAGGGAGAUGGCUUCUGUGAUGGCCAGUGGCACUCCAUCAUUGCCAACAAGCUCCGCCACAGGGUGGAGCUGGUGGUUGAUGGGAAGCAGAGCAAAGCAGAGAGUCCUAAUGCUCGCUCCAACACCUGCGAUACCAACGACCCCAUCUAUGUUGGAGGGUAUCCUGAUGGAGUUCGUCAGGCAGCUCUCUCCACCAACAGGUCCUUCAGAGGUUGCAUAAAGAACCUGAAGAUCACCAAGGCUUCUAAGACGAUGGAUGUGCAGUUCAACAAGGCUCUGGAAAUUAAAGGAGUCCAGCCUCUCUCCUGUCCUGCUGUAGCUGGCUAACUGGUAGCAUAGAGCCUCUUCAUGGAGCUACACAGACCUAUAAAGUGUGGAGUUUACUGCAUUUAGGCAAGAUCUCAGUAUUGAAAGCUGCUCUGGUCAGAUUCUCAUGUAAGCAUAACCCUAAUCUAUCAUUUUGUUAUCAGUAACUUUGAUUUUAAUGUGCCAAACGUUCUGUAAGCAUUUUUCAUGGAACCCCAGUACUAAUACCAAAAUAUGUUUCAUUCAGGGAAUGAGGCUGUGCAUUCAUAAAUGUUUUUGUAAUCCUUAACGAAUGUACUUUUAAACUAAAGCAUGAACCAUGACACCAUGUGGACUCAUCCCAUUUGUGUGAAUUCAUUUUUCCUGUCUUGAGGCCUCAGUUCAUGAAGACGAGUGUCCAACCUAAGAGAGAGAUUUUUGAAAAUUCUGAGCACCUUUGUCUGGCUAAACAAACGUAAUCUUCUCAGCAGGAUAGGCAUCACCUGUAGAAAGAAAAGUGGGAUUUUUGCAUCUACAUCUUGUUGCUUCUUUGGGGCUACCAGCAUGCACAGUUACCUACUGAUCUUUUAAAAGAGCAAGACAAACAUUUUAUUUAAAGACACAAAAAGCUCAUUAUUACAUACUAUUAUAUCAUGUGGCUAUAAGCCUUAAAAUUCACCAUUAUGCUUCUAGUGAGAGACUGACAGUACAGCAGGAGACCCUGACUUCAUACAAAAUAAAAGACUCUGGUCAGUACAUUUAUAAUGACUUAAAUGCGAGCUCUCGCUGUGUCUCGUAGUUUAGGAAGAGGAAAAUGUUACACUUUUACUCAGCUUUGUGAUCAAAGUCAGAACCAAGAAAUACUCAAGAGCACAUUGCUUUUCAAAAAUGUAAAACCUUUAAUGAAUGGGCUUAACAUACAUGUGUUUCAACUCAGUUCAUCCUGUAACUCAUAAGUUGUGGCUGCAUACAACACUACAGGGGGUAUUGACAAAAGCCAAAAAAAGCCUCCUUGAAGUACAGAGCUCUUAAUCAGUAUGAAAGAGACAGCAAAGAAUAGGUUCCAUAACAACAAAACAAAUGUGUUUCUUGGCUAUUUUUUUAAGUCAGUCUUUGUGUUUGACACAUUUUUUGAAGCUAAGAAAGUUAUAUUUUAUAUUGUUCUAGUCAUUUUAUUUUCAAUUUAAUGAACAAAAUGAUUGAGCUUUUAAAACUCUACACAACAGUCAGUGACACCAUUAUAUAUUAUAUUACGAAGUGAUUUCCUUUUCACACAGUUUCUGAAUUCACAGUUACUUGAACACUUUAAGACCCGUCUUAGACCAGCAGAACAUAUGUGCUGGCAUCACCUUGUCUGUUAUCAUGCUUUUUUCAGGAUGCUACAUAUAUUAUUUGGUUAUAUCAGAAAGUAAAGUGGUCACGAUGAAGCAUUCAUUUCUGAAAAUGUUGAAGGCUAGAAACUGUGCAAGUGUUGCAGGUUUCCUGCUUUGUGAAAAAGCAAACAUCAUUUCCACAUGACCUGGAUUACUUAUAUCAGAGUCUGUAAAAAUAUCCCAAGAAGUUGUUCCCUGAUGAAGAUUGAGUUGAAACGUGUAGGCACUAAGCUGCCACAUUAAAGAAUUUUUAGUGUUACCUUGUUAUUUUUUGGUUAUGACUCAGCGAAGCGCAAGUCUAACCUCUUUCUCUUCUGUCCUUUGAUGCUUUUUGAUACUUGCAUUUGUGAAGCAGCACUUCUCAGCCGCCUUGCUAAGCGUUUCAUGGUUUGUUGAUUAGGUUUAAUAAAAUGUUAUUAUUUAGACUUCUGCUGUAGCUCCAGGUGCUUACUGUAUUCCAGCUUUUUGUCUUUGGGAUAUGUGUGACGUGUGAACAUUAAAACCUUUCCUUGUCCUUCUUGAAGAGGGAGACCAGGGUCCUUUGAAGGUUUUGUGCUGGUAAAAUAUUUAUGUAAAUUUACCAGUAAAACAAAAACUUCUCUGGAAAAGAAUGAAGAAUUACAGUUUACACAUGUGUUUUUUCUACAUUUGUCCUACAUAAACCUUGUUCCCUGAAAAGUAGUUGAGAAUAUCUGAAUCUUUUCUUUGUUGAGGUUUGCUCUUACUCUUAAAGGAGUAGUUGACAUAGAACAUUGUCUAGUCAUUCUUUUCUCACCUUGAAGUCAGUGACACCGUGUAAAAAGCUGGGCUUUUUUGUCUAAAGCUAUACUGACUAGCUACAUUGACCAAUAUCAUGUUGACAUGUUAAAAUUUAGACUUUACCAGAUAGGUUGGUGACUAGAAAAUGAAAAGUUUUUCUUCUUUUAAGUUUGGGGUGCUAUAUUCCUGUAACAUUCCACAAACCAAGAGAUUGGAUUGAUACAAUGGGGAACCUUUCACACAUACUGCAGCUUGUGUCAUCUUCUGUAAUACUGAGAGGGCAAAUUGAAGGUACAAGGUUUCUGUAGGACAUAAAGUUCAUGUUGUGCAUGGUUUUGCUGAAAAUACUGAAGUAUCUGUUUCUUCAAAUAUAUUCUUAGCAGCAUCA
Messenger RNA from Acanthochromis polyacanthus (spiny chromis), 12068 nucleotides. RefSeq names its product laminin, alpha 2 (gene lama2). The coding region runs from base 102 to 9590 and encodes 3162 amino acids. Gene Ontology annotation, molecular function: signaling receptor binding. The transcript is spliced from 72 exons. NCBI's taxonomy places the organism in Eukaryota, Metazoa, Chordata, Actinopteri, Pomacentridae. Gene Ontology annotation, biological process: cell adhesion; regulation of cell migration; regulation of cell adhesion. The record is from RefSeq and is a predicted model, not a curated record.